This is a messenger RNA of Notechis scutatus (mainland tiger snake), 1216 nucleotides long. RefSeq names its product oligodendrocyte transcription factor 1 (gene OLIG1). Gene Ontology annotation, cellular component: nucleus. Lineage: Eukaryota; Metazoa; Chordata; Lepidosauria; Squamata; Elapidae. Gene Ontology annotation, biological process: sensory organ development; axon development; positive regulation of transcription by RNA polymerase II. Gene Ontology annotation, molecular function: protein dimerization activity; E-box binding; DNA-binding transcription factor activity, RNA polymerase II-specific. The record is from RefSeq and is a predicted model, not a curated record.
AUGCUGAGGCAACACUUUUCGUACGAGCUGGUUCGCUACACGCAGGCCCCGCCCGCCUUGCUUCCCAAACAAGCGGAGGAGAGCAGGCCGGAGUUUGCGGCGGAGCAGCUCCAGACGCGGUCCGGGACCGGGACCGGGACCAGCCGGGCGGGCGGUAGCAAAAGCGAGCAGCAGCUGCUGCGCAGAAAGAUCAACAGCCGCGAACGGAAGCGGAUGCAGGACCUCAACUUGGCCAUGGACGCGCUGCGAGAGGUGAUCCUGCCUUACUCGACGGCUCACUGCCAGAGCUCGCCGGGGCGGAAGCUUUCCAAAAUCGCCACGCUGCUCUUGGCGCGGAAUUACAUCCUUUUGCUGGGCAGCUCUUUGCAAGAGCUCCGGAGAAUCAUAGGGGAGAUCAGCGGCUCCUCGGGGCCCAGGCUGCUGCUGGCUGGACUGCCUCUCUUCGCCGCCGCCCCGGGCCCCGUGCUGCUUACUCCGGGGACGGUGAGCCACCACCACCUGCACCACCACCACCACCACCCGGACAGGCUGCGACCGGCCAACAAAUACCUCUCGGCGGCCCUGGAGGAGCAGCAGCAGCAGCAGCAGUGCGGCCCAGUGCACGUGCCCGACGGGGCGACCCUUUGCUCCUGCGCCGCUUGCAAGUUCCCUCACUUGUUUCCUUCCGCCUUCGGGGUGGCCGCCGCUGUGCAGUUUUCCAAAUGAGCCUGGCCCUCCCGAGCUGAGGAGGGAGGGAGAGAGACGGAGCGGGCCCAGCGGACUGCAAUCGAAACUGGUGGGAGGACGGGGCCCGGAGGACUCAAGGAGCCUAUUGUUAUUGCGCGCGGUCUGGAUGGAGCAACAGCUGGCGGCAGAGAGACGAGAAGGUUUAACACCCUGAAAAGGACGGUUUUGCACGUUUGGGUGCUGCGAUAAUUGGGACAAAAGUCUGAUUUUGGCCCUCGGGUACAAUUGGAAGGAGAGGGUGAGAAUGGUAUUAAAUAGGUCCAAAUAAACAGUCCAACUCUUAACCCAAGCUGGCCAGGUGACCGAUGCAGCUUUGCACAAGGCAUGAAAUCAGUAUGAAGCCUGGUAACAUCUAUACAAGAUUUCAUGGAAGUCCUGAACAGGAAGACGCUUUCCUCUGCUUGCGGCCAAAUCCAAAUGAAAGCGUUCCAGACAAAUGGCCGCCCAGCCUCUGACUGAACACAUCCAGCAAAGGAGAGUCCCAGCCCUU